Molecule: messenger RNA, 3275 nt
Organism: Heterocephalus glaber (naked mole-rat)
Lineage: Eukaryota; Metazoa; Chordata; Mammalia; Rodentia; Bathyergidae
Gene: Ercc2
Product: ERCC excision repair 2, TFIIH core complex helicase subunit
Biological process (GO): transcription by RNA polymerase II; positive regulation of mitotic recombination; nucleotide-excision repair
Cellular component (GO): nucleus
Molecular function (GO): DNA helicase activity; hydrolase activity, acting on acid anhydrides, in phosphorus-containing anhydrides; ATP binding
Source: RefSeq, a predicted model, not a curated record
GGCUCCGCCCCGGCGGAGUGACGGGCUUCAUUGGCCAAUGGAGCUAUGAGGAAGGUGGAGCAGCUCCCGGGGAACGCCCACACCCCUGCCCUCACUGAAUAUUCAUGAGAGGCUCUUGGCGGAGCUGCACGGCGCGGUCGCCGCCAUGAAGCUCAACGUGGACGGGCUGCUGGUCUACUUCCCGUACGACUAUAUCUACCCCGAGCAGUUCUCGUACAUGCUGGAGCUCAAGCGCACGCUGGACGCCAAGGGCCAUGGAGUCCUGGAGAUGCCCUCAGGUACUGGGAAGACAGUGUCUCUGCUGGCCCUUAUCAUGGCCUACCAGUGGGCAUAUCCACUGGAGGUGACCAAACUCAUCUACUGCUCAAGGACUGUGCCCGAGAUUGAGAAGGUGAUUGAAGAGCUGCGGAAGUUGCUCAACUUCUACGAGAAGCAGGAGGGCGAGAAGCUGCCAUUUUUGGGGCUGGCUCUGAGCUCCCGAAAGAACCUGUGUAUUCAUCCUGAGGUGACACCUCUGCGCUUUGGGAAGGACGUGGAUGGGAAAUGCCACAGCCUCACAGCCUCCUACGUGCGGGCACAGUAUCAGCAGGAUGCCAGCAUGCCCCACUGCCGUUUCUACGAGGAGUUUGAUGCCCAUGGGCGCCAGGUGCCCCUCCCCACUGGCAUCUAUAACCUGGAUGACCUGAAGGCCCUGGGGCAGCGUCAGGGUUGGUGCCCGUACUUCCUGGCCCGCUACUCGAUUCUGCAUGCCAACGUGGUGGUGUACAGCUACCAUUACCUGCUGGACCCCAAGAUUGCUGACCUAGUGUCCAAGGAGCUAGCCCGCAAGGCUGUCGUGGUCUUUGAUGAGGCCCACAACAUUGACAAUGUCUGCAUCGACUCUAUGAGCGUCAACCUCACCCGCCGCACCCUGGACCGGUGCCAGGCCAACCUGGACACCCUGCAGAAGACGGUGCUCAGGAUCAAGGAGACCGAUGAGCAGCGGCUCCGGGAUGAGUACCGGCGGCUGGUGGAGGGGCUGCGGGAGGCCAGCGCAGCCCGGGAGACAGAUGCCCACCUGGCCAACCCUGUGCUGCCCGACGAGGUGUUGCAGGAGGCGGUCCCUGGCUCCAUCCGCACUGCCGAGCACUUCCUGGGUUUCCUGAGACGGCUGCUGGAGUUCAUCAAGUGGCGGCUGCGUGUGCAGCACGUGGUGCAGGAGAGUCCCCCCGCCUUCCUCAGCAGCCUGGCUCAGCGUGUGUGCAUCCAGCGCAAGCCCCUCAGAUUCUGUGCCGAGCGCCUCCGGUCCCUCCUGCACACCCUGGAGAUUGCUGACCUCGCUGACUUCUCUCCACUCACGCUCCUUGCUAACUUCGCCACCCUCGUCAGCACCUACGCCAAGGGCUUCACCAUCAUCAUUGAGCCCUUCGAUGACAGGACCCCGACUAUUGCCAACCCCAUCCUGCACUUCAGCUGCAUGGAUGCGUCCCUGGCCAUCAAACCUGUGUUCGAGCGCUUCCAGUCUGUCAUCAUCACCUCUGGGACACUGUCCCCGCUGGACAUUUACCCCAAGAUCUUGGACUUCCACCCAGUCACCAUGGCAACCUUCACCAUGACUCUGGCCCGGGUCUGCCUCUGCCCCAUGAUCAUCGGCCGUGGGAAUGACCAGGUGGCCAUCAGCUCCAAAUUCGAGACCCGGGAAGACAUUGCGGUGAUCCGGAACUAUGGGAACCUCCUUCUGGAGAUGUCGGCUGUGGUCCCCGAUGGCAUCGUGGCCUUCUUCACCAGCUACCAGUACAUGGAGAGCACCGUGGCCUCCUGGUACGAGCAGGGCAUCCUGGAAAACAUCCAGAGGAACAAACUACUGUUUAUAGAGACCCAGGAUGGAGCUGAGACCAGUGUCGCCCUGGAGAAGUAUCAGGAGGCCUGCGAAAACGGCCGCGGGGCCAUCCUGCUGUCUGUGGCUCGCGGCAAGGUGUCCGAAGGCAUCGACUUUGUGCACCACUACGGCCGCGCUGUCAUCAUGUUUGGGGUCCCCUACGUCUACACCCAGAGCCGCAUUCUCAAGGCACGCCUGGAGUACCUUCGGGACCAGUUCCAGAUCCGAGAGAAUGACUUCCUCACCUUCGACGCCAUGCGCCAUGCAGCCCAGUGCGUGGGCCGGGCCAUCCGGGGCAAGACAGACUAUGGCCUCAUGGUCUUUGCUGACAAGCGCUUUGCCCGGGCAGACAAGCGGGGGAAGCUCCCGCGCUGGAUCCAGGAGCACCUCACCGAUGCCAACCUCAACCUGACGGUUGAUGAGGGGGUCCAAGUGGCCAAGUACUUCCUCAGGCAGAUGGCGCAGCCCUUCCACCGGGAGGACCAGCUGGGACUGUCCCUGCUCAGCCUGGAGCAGCUGGAGUCGGAGGAGACGCUGCGGAGGAUAGAGCAGAUUGCGCAGCAGCUGUGAGUGGGGGCACAGCACAAAGACAGGGCCAGGAGGAACAGUGAGCCCUGGGAGGUUCCUGAGCGGUACGCACCCAGAUUCUGCCCAUGGCAGGGCUCUACGGACCCCAUCCAGCACUCACCCGGCCGCCCCUGCCAGGCCCUCGCCUCGGAGUCGGGAGACCAGCUUCUCACUGCCCCGCCGGAUGGACUCCCGUAGCUUGGAGAAUGAGCUGCUCCGAGGAAGGGCCUGUAGAGGGGGGGACACCGUUUGGUCCCCCCACCCUGAUGCGACUGUCUCUACCCUGGAGCCAAGCCAAGCCAUUCCUCACCUGCUGUUUCAUAUCACCAGCUGUGCCUGUGCCAGGGGCUCCUGGGGGGACAGAUGGGGAUGUGAGGGGAGGACACAGCGCAGAAGCCCCUGGGAGGCGACAGGGAGGGUGUGGCUCACCGAGCGGGCUGUGCAGGUCCUCUGGGCGGAGGAUCUCCUUGUACAGCUCCUCAGCCUGCUGGUACUUGCUCUGCUUCAGGUAGGCGGAGGCCUGCAGAGGGUAUGCUGGGGUCUGCUGUGGCCAGGACAUCUCGGGACCCCUGCCUGGCUGGGCCUCCCAGUUCUCAGGAGGAGGCCGGGCUCCCUGUCCCCCAGGGCAGAAGCUCCGCCUGGAGCAGGCUGGGGCCCAGGGCAGCAGGGCAGGUGGCUUCCUGUCUCCGCUCUCCCUUGGCUGGUGACACCUCUGUGCCUCAGUCUCCUGUGCCAACUGGCAGUGACCACAGCUCCUACCUCGGAGGGCAGAGUGCUAACUAAGGAAGGGUUACCCGCUGUGAGCAAAUAAAGAUCUGGGGCCACACUGUCCGGCCCCUUCACCAGCUUC